AUGAAGAAAUUGAAGAGUAAACUAGAAAGUACAAAUACGGAUAGUUUUGGAAUUUCGAGAACUGACUUCUCAAGAACUCAAAAAUCGCAUAGGAGAUAUUUGAUUAACACUUCACUCAAAUUUAAAACUAGCUCAAGUGAAUUAAAUAGAAUGGAGUUACAGGAAGAGGAUUCGAAGAUCGUCAAUCCAAUUUAUUUGAAUAAUAUACGAUCGUAGAAGAAAUCUCGCAAUAAUUUUAAAAGGGCUGAUUAUUUUCACCUAAAAAAGGUUCCUUCAACAAAUAGUUAAGAUAUAUGUCAGAAAAGUACUAGAUUGCAAUAAUUAUCCUCAUGUAUUAUCAAGUGUUAUUCUGAUGAGAUAGCGAGUCUCAAAGACAUAUAAACCAUUGACGCCAUAGAGUUUGACAAUUAUGUAUCAAGAUACUUAAACGAAGCCUCAAUAAGUAUUGAUAUCUUAAUUAAGAAAUUAUAAUAUUUGUAGCAAUACAAAUAGAACAGAGAGAAGAGUGAAUAGGAAAUGAAGGAAAUAAUGUAGGAGUGUUUCAAACAGAAGAAUGUUUGCAUUCAAUAGAGGUUUUGUUAUAUUUUCGGUAAAAUGGAGUAGUUAUUUUUCAAUCCAAUAUCUGGGGCAAUUUACUUUAAGUUAUGCAAACGCCUAUCCGAUAAUGAAUAGUAUUAUAGAAACAAAAUGAAAGCCUAUAGGGGUUUGGGAGAAUGUCUAUUAAGAGUUAGGCCCAAAUUAAGCUAACUCUAUUUUACUAAGUACUUGAUGUCUGCUUGGAAGUUAAAUGAAAAGAAUCACGAACUCUAUGCUUACGAUUUGCUUGGCAAAUAUUACUUCUAUGUAGGCUAAAUAGAAAAGGCCAAGCAAUUUCAUGAGAAGAUGAUUGGAGGAUAUUGUGAAGUAUUUUGUAUGUAGAUUAAUACAAAGGUUCCAGAUUCAAGAGUGAGAGUUCUAGCUCAAAGUCGUUUAGAAUAAGGAAGUUUAUCAAAUAGAAUUAAUAGGGAACAUUAAGUAGUCGAUAUUGAUGUUGUAACAUCGGAUGACGAAUGCUAUGAAAUCGUAUUAACUUAACCUUAACCAGUACAAGUUGCAUUUGUUGGUUCUGGUAAGUAUUUUUAAAGGAAAAUACCUGAUCCAAAAAGUGUUAAAGAGGAAGCCAAUACUAACAUCAGAUAGAAGAAACCUAAAUUUAAUUCACAAAUUCUGGAAUCUGGUGGCUAAUUUGAUAUGUCUAAAUUAGUGAUAUCUAAUCCACACCUUAAUAUUGGGGUUAUAAAAGAUAGGGUAUUAUUGAGUCAUAUGACUCCAAAUAGGAAGCUUGAAAUGUAUUAAUAUCUCUGUUUAGCAAAUGAUAAAAAUGCCUUUAACAAUGUUAAUCAUUUGUCAGGAUUGUAUGAUAGAUUUGAAGUUAGCAAAAUUAAUAAGUAUUUGAAUAAGCUGAUCUCGCUUAUGAACAUUGUUUAGCAAUGGCUUAUCAAUUAAUCAAGAGUGAAAACAAACAUAAAAAAAUACCCUCUUGCUUGA
This is a messenger RNA of Paramecium octaurelia, 1527 nucleotides long. NCBI's taxonomy places the organism in Eukaryota, Ciliophora, Oligohymenophorea, Peniculida, Parameciidae. The record is from the annotation of a GenBank genome assembly.